GACAGCAUAUUCAGCUCGGCUGCAACAGCAAAUCUUGAUGCUGAAGGCUACUACUUUAUUCAGAUGCGCGAUGGCCGUUGGCACGCGAUCCUACGGCAAACGUGCGGGCCUGCUCUGCUUAGUGGGACCAGAUCCACCGCCCACCACAGCCCGAAUCCAAUCCUCGGGAGCAGAGCAGAGCAGGCCAGGCCAGGCGAUGGCUGCCCCGGCGGCGCCGGCCGCGAGGCCAGGGCUCCUCCUCCUGCGCCGCACGGACGCCACCUUCUCCGCGGCGCUGCGCGCGCGCUACCGCGUCUUGGACUUCUACGCCUCGGGCGCGCCCCUCGGCGCCUUCCUCGUCGCCGCCGCCGCGGAGCCGGACCCCCCGCGCGCCGCGCUCGUCGUCGCCGGCGGCGCCGUCCUCGUCGACGCGGCGUUCAUGGAUGCCGUGCCCUCCCUCCGCUGCGUCGUCACCACGGGCGCGGGAGUGGACCACAUUGACCUCGCCGCCUGCGCGCGCCGCGGCGUCGCCGUCGCGGGCGCGGGCAAGAUCUUCUCCGUGGACGUCGCCGACCACGCCGUCGGGCUCCUCAUCGCCGUAUGUAUAUGUUGUAUACAUACAACAUAUGUCUACGAACUAGUAGUUGCAAGCUGUGGCACUUUUGUUUCAGUUGUGAUCAAUGGGGUAGUAGAAUGUUUUAAGAUGAUGAAUAAGUCCAGUACUGCAGACUGCAGAGGCACGGCACCAUACAGUGUGUGUAUAUGUUGCCAAGAAAUUGUAUCCAGCCAAUACAAAAUAAAGGAGAAAAACCAAAUGUUUGUAUCAGAACAGAACCCAAUUGGACAGCUUCCAGCUUCUCAGGAUAAGCUCCUCUGCCACACUAACUCUUCCCCACCAGCUACAGCUACAGGUAACAGCUGCUGCUGAAUUUGUUUAGGUAUGUUAAUUUGCUGGUAUCUGAAUUUGUUUAGGUGCAUCCAAUAUGCUGGACCGAAUUGAGAUCGACAG
This is a messenger RNA of Panicum virgatum (switchgrass), 988 nucleotides long. RefSeq lists its product as uncharacterized. The record is from RefSeq and is a predicted model, not a curated record. The transcript has a single exon. Lineage: Eukaryota; Viridiplantae; Streptophyta; Magnoliopsida; Poales; Poaceae. Gene Ontology annotation, cellular component: cytosol. Gene Ontology annotation, molecular function: NAD binding; glyoxylate reductase (NADPH) activity; hydroxypyruvate reductase [NAD(P)H] activity. Bases 38 to 907 code for a protein of 289 amino acids.